UGGGCCGGGGGCUGCCCGCGGCCUCGACCCCCGCCGCGACCCUGCAGCCCGCAGCCAGCCCCAAGAUGAUGAAGAGGCAGCUGCAUCGCAUGCGGCAGCUGGCCCAGACGGGCAGCCUGGGACGCACCCCGGAGACUGCGGAGUUCCUGGGUGAGGACCUGCAGCAGGUGGAGCAGCGGCUGGAGCCCGCCAAGCGAGCCGCCCACAACGUCCACAAACGACUGCAGGCCUGUCUGCAGGGCCAGAGCGGGGCAGACCUGGACAAGCGGGUGAAGAAGCUUCCCCUCAUGGCUCUGUCCACCACCAUGGCUGAGAGCUUCAAGGAGCUGGACCCUGAGUCUAGCCUGGGGAAGGCCUUGGAGAUGAGCUGUGCCAUUGAGAACCAGCUGGCCCGCAUCCUGGCCGAGUUUGAGAUGACCUUGGAGAGGGAUGUUCUGCAGCCACUCAACAGGCUGAGUGAGGAGGAGCUGCCUGCCAUCCUCAAGCACAAGAAAAGCCUGCAGAAGCUGGUGUCUGACUGGAAUGCGCUCAAGAGCAGGCUCGCUCAGGCAGCGAAGAACUCAGGCGGUAGUCAGGGCCUGGGAGGUGGCCCCGGCGGUCACGGCCACGCCACCACGGCCAACAAGGUGGAGACGCUGAAGGAAGAGGAGGAGGAGCUGAAGCGGAAGGUGGAGCAGUGCAAGGACGAGUACCUGGCCGACCUGUACCAUUUUGCCACCAAGGAAGACACAUACGCCAACUACUUCAUCCACUUCAUGGAGAUUCAGGCUGAUUUCCAUCGCAAGUCUCUGAGCUCACUGGACACGGCCCUGGCUGAACUGAGGGAGAACCACAGCCAAGCAGACCCCUCCCCCUCGAUGACGGCCGCCCCCUUCUUCAGGGUGUACGGGGUGUCUCUGGGAAGGCAUCUGCAGGAGCUGGGCCGGGACAUCGCCCUGCCCAUAGAGGCCUGCGUCACCAUGCUGCUGUCCGAGGGCAUGAAAGAAGAGGGCCUCUUCCGUCUGGCCGCUGGGGCCUCUGUGCUGAGGCGCCUGAAGCAGACGAUGGCCCUUGACCCCCGCAGCCUGCAGGAGUUCUGCUCCGACCCCCACGCCGUGGCAGGUGCUCUCAAGUCCUAUCUGCGGGAGCUGCCAGAGCCUCUGAUGACCUUUGACCUCUAUGACGACUGGAUGAGGGCAGCCAGUCUCAAGGAGCCGGAGCCCCGGCUGGAGGCCCUCCAAGAGGUGUGCAGCCGCCUGCCCCCCGAGAACUUCAACAACCUCAGGUACCUGAUGAAGUUCCUGGCACGGCUGGCCGAGGAGCAGGAGGUGAACAAGAUGACGCCCAGCAACAUCGCCAUCGUCCUGGGGCCCAACCUUCUGUGGCCCCCUGAGAAAGAAGGGUGAGGGGCUGUGGGGUGCAGGAA
This is a messenger RNA of Condylura cristata (star-nosed mole), 1405 nucleotides long. Its product is annotated as SH3 domain-binding protein 1. The record is from RefSeq and is a predicted model, not a curated record. Gene Ontology annotation, molecular function: protein binding; GTPase activator activity. Bases 66 to 1385 code for a protein of 439 amino acids. Gene Ontology annotation, biological process: regulation of actin cytoskeleton organization; positive regulation of GTPase activity; regulation of Rac protein signal transduction. The transcript has 14 exons. NCBI's taxonomy places the organism in Eukaryota, Metazoa, Chordata, Mammalia, Eulipotyphla, Talpidae. Gene Ontology annotation, cellular component: cytosol; cytoplasm; intracellular anatomical structure.